AUGGAUAAAGUUUGCACUUUUUGCAACGCAAAAAAGUGGGCGGUGAGCAACCUGGGCUUUGUUGCUCUGGGGCAAAAUCAAACUCCCUUCUUUAGACGAGCCUCCCAGCCACUUAGGGAUCUCCUUCUGGGUACAACUGAGUCAAUGCAUUUUCUUGAAGCAAUACGGAAGUAUAACUGUUGCUUCCAGAUGACAUCUUUUGGUGUGAAGGCUAUUAGUGAAGGGGGAUGGAUGCCUACUUUCAAAGUGCAAGGCCAGGUUUACCACUUAACAGGAUCACUUUUGGCUGAUCAGGGAGAGCCACCUCAGUUCCUACAAAUUUACUUUCUCGCAGACUACAACGAGCAGGUUGAUGCGCGUCUCUGCAUUCUGCCUAGCGAUAUUUCCAUCGGUCCCCGUAGAGACAUUCUGUUCCGUCUACAAGACAUGCUUCACGAAACUAACAGUUACAUCCGAAGCUUAAAGUUUGCGUUGCAAAACAACUCUUUGCCCUCUUUCAGUGUUGUCAUCGAUGCAGACAGACGGCUUCACGGUGAGCAUGAGCGUCGCUUCAAUGCUCCUGUACGUAAUGAAAUUGCCGCAGUCAUCCACGGUGAGGAGCAUAACAGCCGUGACAUUGUCAUAAAAUACUGGGGCGGUGGUCUGCGCCGCAUCAGUGAAACCCACCGUUCAUACAACUGUCUCCAGUACCCCCUUCUUUUUCCAUACGGAAGCGAUGGGUACCACUUCAAAAUCCUAAUAUGCCAGGCAAGCAGCGAUUCCAUGUCGACCUCAAAGACAGUCUCCUGUAGGGCUUACUACGCCUACAUGUUUAUGGUUAGGGAGGGUGAAUUUAACCACUUGCACAGGUGCCGUCAACUAUAUGCAGUCCGAUUGCAUGGCAAUUUUUUUGUUUGUCAUAUUGGUUUUAACGUUAGGUCAUCGUAG
This is a messenger RNA of Acanthosepion pharaonis, 927 nucleotides long. The record is from the annotation of a GenBank genome assembly. Lineage: Eukaryota; Metazoa; Mollusca; Cephalopoda; Sepiida; Sepiidae.